GCAAAGGAGGAAGGGACGGCAGAGAGACCAAGGGAGGUCUGACGACACCAUCUCGUCUCACCUAUUCUGAAUGCACAGACUGAUGAAUGCAAGCACGCAGCCUGGUCACAUCUGGCUCUGAUUUAUUCUGGAGGAACAUCAAGGCUUUAGUUGUCACUCAGUGUGUGCAACUCUUUCUCUGCCAGGACCAAAUCUUAAAGGAGCUUUGGGAACAUAGCAUGUUGCAAGUGUCCACGGCAGGAGUGUGCAGUGGCUUUCAGUGCCAGAGGUCCAAUGUAAGGAUGGAGAACAAAUGUUCCAGGCUAACGGUGUUCAUCACCGGUUGCUGAUCCAGCCUCAACAGGGAACAUCCAACAAAACAAAGAACAAGACGAAGAAGAAGAAGAAGCAGCUGAAGAGACAAGAACUUUAUUCACCAGCAAACUUUUUUUUCCUCCAGGGGUGAAAGAUGUUGUGGUGCAACUUUGACCACCACUUGCUCUCACUGGCAGCACUUCUAGUAAUUGUGAGCUGUGGAGGAGGGGAGGAAAGGAGAGGGACGGAUAGCAGCACCAGCGGCACAGGUGGCAGCAGCAGCAGCAGCAGCAGCAGCAGUGGGUCAAGUGGUAGCAGCAGUAGUAGUAAUUACAGCAGCAGACGCUUGCAUAAGAUCCAGCAUGGCCAGUGCACCUACACCUUCAUCCUACCUGAGGAGGAUGCAGCCGGAGGAGGCGCCUGCAGGGAGGCGAAAGCCGGCAACCCCCAGUACAACGCCAACUCUCUGCAGAGGGACGCUCCGCCACCUGAGCCAGAAUUUCCCAACCAGAAGAUCCAGCAGCUCGAGCACAUUAUGGAGAAUUAUACCCAGUGGCUGCAGAAGAUUGAAAACUACAUUAAAGAGAGCAUGAAGACAGAGAUGGCCCAGCUGCAGCAGAGCGCCGUCCACAACCACACGGCAGCCAUGUUGGAAAUGGGCACGAACCUCCUUUCUCAGACAGCUGAACAGACACGCAAGCUGACUGACGUAGAGACGCAGGUCCUGAAUCAGACGUCGAGGCUCGAGAUCCAGAUGCUGGAAAAUUCUCUUUCCACUAAUAAGUUGGAGAAGGAGUUAAUGGUCCAGACCAAUGAGAUCAGCAAACUGCAUGACAAGAACAGCCUCAUGGAGCAGAAGAUGUUAGAGAUGGAGACGCGACACCACGAGGAGCUGGAGACGCUGAAGCAGGAGAAGGGAAGCCUCCAGGCCUUGGUGGGGAGGCAGAGCGGGGUUAUCAGGGAGCUAGAAACCCAGCUGAGCCGCGCCACGGGAAACAGCACCGCCCUGCAGAGACAGCAGCAGGAGAUGAUGGAUACCGUCCACAACCUGCUCAACCUCUGCAAUAAGGAUGGAGUUGUUCCUAACAGUACAAAAGUUGCGGACGAAGAGAAGAAGUUCCGUGACUGUGCCGACCUUUACCUGGCCGGCUUCCAUAAGAACGGCAUCUACACCAUCCAGAUCAAUGCCCAGGAGACCAGGAAGGUUUAUUGCAACAUGGAAACAGCCGGCGGAGGAUGGACGGUCAUCCAGCGCAGAGAAGACGGCAGCAUGGACUUCCAGAGGACGUGGAAGGAGUACAAGAUGGGUUUUGGGAGCCUGUCUGCGGAGCACUGGCUGGGGAAUGAAUAUGUUUACCAGUUGACCAGUCAGCGGCAGUAUGCUCUUCGUGUGGAGCUGACAGACUGGGAUGGACACCAGGCCUUCUCUCUGUAUGAUCGCUUCCAAAUUGGCAGCGAGAAACAAAACUACAGGCUGUUCCUGAAAAGCCACAGUGGGACUGCGGGCAGACAGAGCAGUCUAGUAAUCCACGGAGCAGACUUCAGCACCAAGGACAUGGACAAUGACAACUGCCUGUGCAAGUGCGCCCUCAUGCUCACUGGAGGUUGGUGGUUUGACGCCUGCGGCCCGUCCAACCUUAACGGCAUGUACUUCACCCAAGGGCAACACAUAGGGAAGCUGAACGGUAUCAAGUGGCACUACUUCAAGGGCCCCAGCUACUCGCUACGAGCCACGGCCAUGAUGAUCCGCCCACUGGACUUCUCGUAGUCUUUUGAAUUCGUGAACUUUUAACGUCCACGUAGAACAUUAAAGGGACGCUUCCUAUUUUA
This is a messenger RNA of Paralichthys olivaceus (Japanese flounder), 2124 nucleotides long. RefSeq names its product angiopoietin 1 (gene angpt1). Gene Ontology annotation, biological process: Tie signaling pathway; angiogenesis. Lineage: Eukaryota; Metazoa; Chordata; Actinopteri; Pleuronectiformes; Paralichthyidae. The record is from RefSeq and is a predicted model, not a curated record. Gene Ontology annotation, molecular function: receptor tyrosine kinase binding.